AUGGCGUACAUUGUUCGGGUAGUGAUAGUGUGCGCACUGGUCGGUUUGAUCGAAUCUAAUCCGGCCGUCGAUAGUGGCAGUGUUGUCAAUCACUUGGCAUCGGAACACGGUACCCUUAGUAAGGCGGCGCUUGAGGAUAGCUUCAUUCGUAGACUUGGAGGGAAGUGUACGCAGAAGGAUAACAGUUCGUGCGUGAUGCUGAAGCUGGUUACCUAUAUGAACCGGAUGUUGAAAAAGUCUAGCAUAAGCCUCGGGGAAAGCUUCGAGCUUAUGAAAACACGGUCGGACGAGCAACUUUCGGACUCGGACGCGGACGAGAUGUCGGUGCUGGCGCGUUCGACCACUUCGGACGACCAUAAGCUAAGCGUGAUGGUGGCGGACAAGAUCUGGCGCUUUAUUCACAGCCGCAGCCUCCGGUGGCGGGCAACACGGGCCACCGAUGUGGUGGUGGCUUCCGGUGAGGGUGGUAAGCUGAAUCUGGGAGUUUCGCUCGACACGCGCCGUCUGUUCGAGGAAGGCCGUGGUCGCCUGAAGCAGUACGCACCGAUAUUGGCCGCCGUCGUCAUGAAGGCGGUCCUAUUGGGUGCGCUGGUGCUGAAAGGCAUUGCGCUACUCGUCGGGAAAGCGCUGCUCGUCUCGAAACUGGCGCUGGUGUUGGCCAGCAUACUCGGCAUCAAGAAGCUGCUGCACAAGAAGUACGUCACAUAUGAGGUGGUUGCUCACGCGCCGGAACCCCACCAUCAUGUGGACACGUACAGUUCUGGUUGGGCGCGAGCACUCGAUGGGUUUGUGGAAUCGUUCUCGAACGAACUUAACCGACGGUUGACGGUUGAUUCGCACGACCUUGCCUACCAGCAUCAGGCGCCCACUCACUAG
Molecule: messenger RNA, 876 nt
Organism: Anopheles maculipalpis
Lineage: Eukaryota; Metazoa; Arthropoda; Insecta; Diptera; Culicidae
Gene: Osi3
Exons: 3
Coding region: 1-876 (291 amino acids)
Source: RefSeq, a predicted model, not a curated record